AUGGGUGGAGGCGAGGCCGUGGAAUCCAGUUCAAGGCCGGGUUUUUUCAAAGAACCGAAAUAUCGCGGAGUCCGGAAAAGGCCGUGGGGCCGGUUCGCCGCCGAAAUCAGAGACCCUUUGAAGAAAGCAAGGGUUUGGCUCGGAACCUUCGACUCCGCGGAGGACGCGGCGCGUGCGUACGAUGCGGCGGCGAGAACUCUCCGGGGACCCAAAGCAAAGACCAACUUCCCUCUCCCUCCGCAGUUCUACAACCCCGAUCCGUUCUCCGACCACCGGUACUUCGCCGGUGCCGGUGAUCCCUUUUACGAUCACCGGCAACCAACCUCCAGCGGCAUGAGCAGCACCGUCGAGUCUUUCAGCGGCCCACGCGCCGCCGUUAUUAAGGCGGUGCCGGUGACCACCGCCCGGAGAUACCCGAGGACGCCGCCGAUCGUCCCCGAGGACUGCCGCAGCGACUGCGACUCGUCAUCCUCCGUCGUGGACGACGGAGACGGCGACAACGCGGCCUCGUCCUUCCGGCGAGAACCGUUGCCGUUUGAUCUAAACGCGUUGCCGUUGGAGGAUGCUGACGUGGCAAACGGUAGCGUGGAUAAUGAUAUGUUCUGCACCGUUCUUUGUCUCUGA
Sphenostylis stenocarpa is the source of this 624-nucleotide messenger RNA. The record is from the annotation of a GenBank genome assembly. Lineage: Eukaryota; Viridiplantae; Streptophyta; Magnoliopsida; Fabales; Fabaceae.